Molecule: messenger RNA, 4028 nt
Organism: Oldenlandia corymbosa var. corymbosa
Lineage: Eukaryota; Viridiplantae; Streptophyta; Magnoliopsida; Gentianales; Rubiaceae
Source: the annotation of a GenBank genome assembly
AAAUAAAAAAAAAAAAAAACAAAAAAACAAGGACGAGCAAAAAGCCAAAACCAUGGAAGGUACCUGCUAAUUGAAAACUGCUACAAAUUGUUUUUAUUUUGGAAAGGAAAAUAUUUUUGAGGAAUUCUUCCUCCUAAAGCCUUUUGUGUCCCACACAAAGUUCAUCAAAACAACGUGAGUAGAACGUCAACCAUCUUCCUUCCCCUCAUUACAAUCACAACUUCCACAUCCAAAUCGUGUUUGUUGCCGCCUCAAAAUCCAAUUCCUAGGACUACCCAUCUUGUCCUUCACUCUUAUAAUCAAAUCCCCUUCUUAAAAUCUCCAAAGAAGGAAUCAGCGUAAAUGUGUUGACUAAACUGUGAAGGGAGUGCGGGAGGACUGAUAUGGUAUUGAAGAUGGCAUCAGUAUUACCAGGAGUCAAUUCUGGUGCUAUUGCUAACAGUAAUGUUAAUGAAGCGUGGAGAGCCCAUAUGGCAAUGGCCUUGGUUCAGGUCUUCAAUGGAGGCUAUCAUGUGAUUACAAAAGUUGCUCUUAAUGUGGGAGUCAAUCAGAUCGUUUUUUGUGUGUAUAGGGACCUCCUUGCUCUCAGCAUUCUUGCCCCAAUCGCUUAUUUUCGCGAAAAGUUGGUUCCUUUUAUCUAAAUAUCAACGGUUUGUUAGUAGUAGUAUUAAUUUUCAUUGAAAUUGUUGUUGAUAAAUUGUUUCUUUUCCGAAGUUCAAGUUCCUUUUUUGUUUUGUUCCAAAUUAUGAAUAUAAUUGAUAGGAAAUGCAUUGUUGAGGAAAUAAGAGUAGCACCAAAUGUCUGAAAAGAAUCUGUCUGUUUGUUAAUCCAUUGAGUCUUUGUAUAAAUUGAGAAAAACGUAUGCUAGACCCUUGAAACUUUGGGAUGGAAAUCUGCAGGUAUACACACGAAAAGAUACAAGUACGUAAAAAGACAUUGGACCAAAUGAUUACAAAUGAUGUUCAUAUAUGCUACUGGGUAAUCUGUACUGAAGCCAAGAUAAAUAGUUUUAGAUGUUAAAUGAGUACGUUUUGAUUAAGAAUCUUCAAUAUGUGUUUCCUGUAGAAAUAGCUUAGCUUAGGUUUAUGGUAAGUCAGUAUUCAGACAACUUAGAUCUAUAAGUAGAAGAGAAGCGGAAGGUUUUGAGAGUCGCUGAUCAUUCCAAACCUGGCAAUGUUUCUGGACAGUUUCAGUUGAGUCUGGGGUAGGUAUUUCUCAAAGUGUCUGUGUAUGAUUUUGACCUGAUUAGAGCAGGAAGGUGCUCACUGGAACUUUGGUCCUUUUUGUUGACAAAUUUCAUUUUCUAGCUUGAUAGACAUUUUAACAGCUAAACUAUAGUUUGCCUCUACUUUCAAUAAGCUUGAAAAUUUUUCUACUCAUUGUCUGUCGGUUUAUUAUUUUAAAAAAUUUCUUUGUUUCGUGCAUUGUAUGUUUAUCAUGUUUCUGUUCUCGACAUAUCUGUAAAAGAUCCGAGCUUAAUUAGUUCUUCUUUGUAAGACUUGAUGAAACUUGAAAUCAAAUUACUGGAUAAGAUAUAUGCCAAUAGGUGACAAUUGGUACUGAUGAGGAAGCUGUAUACGUAACUUCAGACAAAAAUAUGUUUCAUCAUCCGUAUUUAAAGUAAACAAAAUGUUGAGGCAUACGUUUCUACCUUGGACUGAUUGUUUAUAGUGUUUUGUUUCAAUGGAUUUUCUAUCUUCAUUUUUUGUGGCAUUGACAUGCUGAAGCAAAAGACAAACAAUCCAAUUUUCGUUGACAAUGCAUUUAUAACUGACAACUUUCUUUUAAUUCUGUCACAAACUGGGGUGUUCAUGUGUAGUAUUCUGAUUUCAAGUUUUGAUACUAUUUAUUUCCAUGCUGCAUUGUAGAAGGAUUAGACCUCCUUUGAACAGACGGCUUCUCUUGUCAUUCUUCUUUCUUGGAUUAACUGGGAUUUUUGGAAAUCAACUUCUGUUUCUUAUUGGCCUCGGAUACACUAAUCCAUCAUAUGCUGCUGCUAUUCAGCCUGCCAUUCCAGUUUUUACAUUCAUAUUAGCUGUUUUGAUGGGUACAGAAACGGUGAAUUUGCUUAAAACCGAGGGUCAAGCUAAGCUGGGUGGUACUAUUGUAUGUGUUUCCGGUGCAGUUUUAAUGGCUAUGUUCCGAGGCCCUGCUGUGUUUGGGCAGCCAGAUUCAGACUUGUUAUCGCAUAAUGAAAUUAUUGCAAAAGGUCAGCCCGAGCCUAGUGGAUGGCUGAUGUCCAGUUUUAUGGACUACGGGCUUGAUCAUUGGCAUUUGGGUGUCCUGUGCUUAAUAGGAAACUGUAUGUGCAUGGCAGCUUUCCUGGCCAUUCAGGCUCCAGUUUUGGCAAAAUAUCCUGCAAGCAUAUCAGUGACAGCAUAUUCAUAUUCUUUUGGGGCGUUGUUUAUGGUUUUGACUGCGUGUGUAACAACGGGUCAAUCGGCUGAUUGGAAUUUAACUCUAUCUGAGUCUUUUGCAGUAUUGUAUGCUGGAAUUAUUGCAUCUGCUGUCAACUAUGGACUUUUGACAUGGUCUAACAAAGUUAUUGGUCCUUCUUUGGUUGCCCUUUAUAACCCACUUCAGCCAGCUCUUUCAGCAUUUCUCUCAAGAAUUUUCCUCGGAAGUCCUAUAUAUCUGGGAAGCAUUCUGGGAGGAUUUCUCAUCAUCGCAGGGCUUUAUUUGGUCACUUGGGCUUCCUACAAAGAAAAAUAUGGAAUGGUUGGUGUUAUCCCUCAUUCUUCCCGACAGGCCGAGCCUCUCAUACCUCGAGACUCAUCUCUAAACAAGAUUCCCUACCAGAUAGGUAGCAUUUUCUCUGGACCUUCCACCUCGAUACAAAAGAUUGUUGACUAAUCGACAUGCAGGAUACAUUAGUGAGUCAUACAGAAUGUAUUAGACUUUUUUCUUAAAUAUUUUUUUACCCAUCUCAUAAAUUCUGGUAUCAAAGUCUAUACAAAUUUUUCUUAUGAAACCUUGAUCAUAGACUUCCACGUGAAUUACAGUAUAAGGCUUGUCCUUUCUCAAUACAUAUGAUUCCUUUAUUCGGAAUUUUACAUUGACGGUAUUACAUUCUACUUGAAAGACAUUGCUUAGUUGUAUAGAUAUGGACAUAUGGAGAAGAAUCCAUCUUUACCAACUUCUUAGAAAAUUAGGUUCUGAUGAGUUGUUUUUUUGCUUAUUUUGAUAGGCAUAGAAAGUUUUCGUAAUCCCGCUGCCAGGCCCUCCUUGGAGAUAGGAUUACACAAACUCUGAAUGAGUCUAUCCUCAUAAUCACAUUGAUUGCUUUCUGAUUCUCAGUUACAAAGUUUUCGAUUUCGCAGCCAUUUGGUUGAAGUGGAGUAGUUACAGGUUGAUCACAGAUCCAUUUUACUUGGCCAUAUAUAUAUAUAUAUAUAUAUAUAUAUAUAUAUAUAUAUAUAUCUGGCAUCAACUCCAGUUACUACAGUGUUCUCUGCUGCAACAUGCAAGAUCCUCCAUUGAUUUAGUAGACAUUAGUGGUACACUGUUAGUGAACGAAUUGAAUUGUUUGGGAGUAGGUAAACGUUCGACCCAGGUUUCAUUGAUGCCAAACUUGAAAACUGGUCAUACGAGAGAUUAAAUAAAAUAAAUGUAAUUGUGGAAAAAUGUAACAUACAUCAAGUUCAAUAUAUUCCCUCUGUUCCAAAAUUAUUGUCCAGUUCAAGAUUUCACUUUUAGUACAAUUUUAACUAGAAAUGAAAACUCAAACCAGAUAAUAAUUAUGGGACGGAGGGAGUAACUCUGAACUCAGUUGCAAAACAACUAGGAGCCCAAUUGAGGUCAAAGUUGAUCACACACAAAAAAAAAUCACCCUGGAGUUGAUGGAAUGGCAGUUGGUCCGCGACUAUGAGAGAUUCGAAUUGACUACGUCAUUUUUUAUGAUCGUUGAAUUAUAGUUUUGUUUUGUUAAACUGUUGUUUGAGCUCUAAUUUAAACACCCUAAUCCUUAUACAACUCAAUAAGAGUUCCCCAACUGGUCAGUUACACCAUUCGUUUCUGCAUCACACGCA